This is a messenger RNA of Triticum urartu, 2657 nucleotides long. RefSeq lists its product as uncharacterized. Lineage: Eukaryota; Viridiplantae; Streptophyta; Magnoliopsida; Poales; Poaceae. The record is from RefSeq and is a predicted model, not a curated record.
GAGCCAUGCGCACGCCAUGCCAAACAUCCGAUUCGCACUAGACCAGAAAAAAGAAAAAAGCAGACCCAUCGACCCCGACCUGUUCGAUCCCCAAUCUCACCUCUCUCUCUCUAUCUCGCCACCCACACACCCUAACCCUAAUCCGACCGCGCCGCCGCUCCCAACCUGCGCGCCUCCGCCACAAACCAUCCGCCGGUCCCCUCGCGCCACCACAUCUUGGACCCCGGCCUCCCUUCCCUUAGUCCGAAGUAGCAGCAGCGCCGUCUGCGAUGGAGGAGCACCGUCCGCCGCCGAGGAACAGCAGCGCCGUCCGCCACCAAGGAUCCGCCGCGCGCCGGGAACAGCAGCACCAUACGCCGGAGGAUCCGCCGCACCGACUGCUGUUGAGGAGCAGCCUGCCGUUCUUCUUCCUCCACCGGCGACCCCUGUCCCGGCCCCGCCUCCAGAUCUCAACAAGAGAGGAGCUGCACAAGACAGAAAAAGCACACAUGGACAAGUACACUUGACGCAAGAUUGACGAAAUAGAGGAAGAGAGCAUAGGAACAUUAUCUCAGCUCUCGUUGAUUUCAGAACAGAUAGUUAGCAUUGUACCUUCAAGGGACUAUCCUUUUGCCUACUGAGCAAACAAAACAAAUGUGUAUAUAUAUUUAUUUAAGUGAAACAACAUGCUCCCAUUUUUGGUCAAUCGGUGGAUCUGACUAAUACAUAACUACAUAUAUAUGUGUGAGGAAUUUGCAGCAGGAUCCCUUGACUGUGCUCUCCGCUUGUCCUCACUCCUUAGACCUUCCCUUUGCUUAUCACCAUACAUUUUAUUCAGAGUGGUGUCAAGAUGCAUCUCCUCUGCCAAGAUGAUGGGCAGAGGGCCUAAGCUCCAGGGUCAAAUGGUGGGAAGUAUCAAGUCGAAGAUAUUAUGGCUUUUGUACAUAUUGUAUUUUCUUUAAAUGGAAGUUGAUGUCGGUUUGGUGAUCGAAGACUUGGGCUCUUCCAUAGUGUUUUGUAGAGUGAUCGAACUUAAGUCUCUUAUGAACUAGGCCCAUAUUUUAUAACAUGCCACAACUUGUAUGUUGACUUGAGUAUUUUUUUUCAAUGGUUGUAGCAAGGAAAACUAAUGGGUCUUCUAUAUAUGUUGAAUAAAUGCGUUGGUCAAUGGCAUUUUGUGAUGAAUAGAAGAGUGUAAUUGUUGGUAUAUCUAUUGCAAAGUGAACAUGAAUUGAAUAUUUUAAAUUUAUUUUCAUGUUAAUAUAUGUCGCAUUUGCAUUUGUGCUGAAAUGUAUAACCCUGGCAGCAAAUGUGUUGGCAAAACUAUUGGAGGUCGCAAAGACUGAUGGCAUAGCAUACGAGAAAUUGUCGGGGUAGCAACGGCCGUUGCACUAUCUGUCGGUAUAACACACUGUCAAACGAUUUGUCGCUGAAGACAUGUCUGUCGCUAUAGCCCUCACCAACCCAGUCAAACUGUUCGUCGGCAUAGAUUUAUCUGUCGCUAAAGACUUUUCCCGGCAGGAAUAUAGGCAACAACUCCUUUCUGUCGCCAAAAGUCUUUCCUGACACUAAAUGUGUCGCCUUAGGUGACCUAUGCCGACAGAUUGUUUGACGCUGCUUUGAGUGUCGUGGUGUAGUGCACCUCGCCAACGAGGUAUGUUAUUUUUAACACAUCCCCUACUUGCUUGUUUCAAGGAUGAUAUCUGAUUUUUUUUAUUAUCAUUGCUUCUUCACGAACGGAUGGAGAGGGCGAAGCGGAUCAAGUGUCCGGCUCCGCUGCCUGAAGAACCAGUCAUCCCGCGUUUAGCGAAGAUGCUGGUGUCGGCGCCCUAUAAGGCGCCGGAGAAGAAGGCCAAGGGCAGGGCCAAGGUGGUCUGGAGUGGGCCCCGCCACAAGGGCGCUUUGGACGCGACUUCUGAAGACAAGACCAGCUCCUCCGUCGCUGAAGACGACGAUGAUGAGGAGCAGGAGAGCGAUUCUCCCCCUGAUGGGGGGAGGAAGAAGAGGGCGGCCUCCGCCAUUCUGGAGGCGGAGGCGCCCAAGAAGGGGAAAGGCCAACUCGUGGGCAGCUCCGCAUGGGACGUCGACAACAGUCCGGAGCGAUGCCCCCGCACUAAGCCUCAGGCUGCAUCUCCGGCCCACGACAGCUCCCAGCGAUCCUCGUCACGAGGUUCGUUGGAUUCAAGGGCAAUGGCUAGCGAGUCACCACCGGCCGCUUACUCCCCCAAGGCUAAGGGCGACGCAGAGCUGCUGUCCCGAAGGACUUUCCCAUCCCGGGGGAGGCUCAGGAGGCGCCAGAAGGCGAGGGCUCCGUCGCCGGACACUAGGGGGAGCCAAUCCCUCCGGAGACUGGUGGUGAGGGCCGUAUUCAGUUCGGCCCUAAGCCGGAUUCGAUUCCGGAGACUGAUACAGCUUCGGAGUCCGGCGCGCAACCUCCUUCGAAAGAAGGGGGUAUGCCUAUUCCGCCGGUGACCCCUGUCCAACCAGGGGCACCGGAUAAUCUGCUGGAAGCGCUGCGAGGCGCUUCCAUUGUGGAUGAGCAUCGUGUUCUUAUGGGAACAGUAAUUGAAAGGGUUCAGUCCGCCAAGAGCAGACUAACCAAAGCCUGCAGCAGCCUUUUGACAGGUUUUGAGGUAAGCGAUGCCAAAAAAGAGAAAAUCCAAAUAUAGACAGUAGCC